AUGAGCGGAAUCUACCGGCCGGGGCAAGUGCGACGGCCCCUGACAUCAGCUGUCUUGAGACCAUGCUCACCGCUUCUCUCCGAUUCUGCCUCAAACUGUCUCCAUAGGGCACGAUCACAGCCGCUGGCUCUCGGGGCCACAACCGGAUCUUUUGAUUUCCGGAGGCUUCAGGAGCCCCUGGUCCUCCCUACACCCAAGAGGGGCAAGGGCCUCUUGAGUCCUCCGCUUGGGGGGCGACCUAAGAGCCGGAACUCUCCGACGGCUGGUGUCCUGCAGGAGAACAGCCGGGCCGAAAGCUGUGCAGCCGAGCUAGAGCGUGCUUUGAGGAACGGAGCGCAUGGGUCACCUUCAGAACGCGAUGAUGCCCGUGUGACAGAGUUCGAGAGCCCGGGUGAUCUGGCAGAGGUGAUCAGUCUGCGAGACAAGUUCCACCAGGACGUUGCGAGCAUGACUAGCAAGCUGGAAUACCUGGCGAAGCACUCCCGGCUGGAGCAUUUGUCCGAAAGCAGCAAGAAGGACAGGGAAGCGGAGCGAGUCAAACUCGAAGAGCGACGAAUCGAAUUGGAGCGUCGAGCCCGACAGCGGGAACGCGUCUCGCGCGACCCUCGCAAGAAUGUGGCCAUCAAGGUGGAAAACAGGCGGAAAUUUGGAUGGGAGAGCUGGAACCCGAUUGCGGAAAGCAUUCCCAUUUGCGAAGUGGAUGUUGGUUGGAAGAGCGGAAAGAAAGUUGACUUAGUUGAUGCUGCUACCCUCACAGCACAAUGCAAGCAGCUUCGCCGCGGUGCCGUCUCUCUCAACGAUCUUCUGGCGAAGCCGCGCCAGACGAAAGGCCACGGAAGCAAUGUGUAUUCUCACACCUGUGCAAAUAGCCCAGAUGACUUGCGUGGCACCGUCUUGGCUCGAACAAGCACCAUGCUCCAGCUGUCGCCUUCCGCCAAGCGGUUGCAGCGCCUGCGGGAUCUGCUGGGGAGUCUUGGGCCGCAGUGGGCACUCGUGGCCCAUGCCAUGGAGUACUACGUGCAGGACGAGGCGCUUCGCUACCACCGCGUUCCCAAAGCUGCACGGGUACAGGCCGAGUUGACGCAUGCGGCCGCCAGUUUGGGAGAUCUGUUGCCAGCCAGUCCUGGGUCCAUCGUUCUUGAUCUGGGGGCUGGAGGUGGCCUCAGCACUCUCAGUUUUCAGGCUUUGGCUGCAAGCAGACCCGGCACGCCUCCUUACAUUCUCAGCUUUGACACCAGCUUGCACAUGCUUGCGACGACAACGCAGAUUCACGAGUCUGCGCUGGUCGGAAUCCGAGUGCCGAGCAUGUCGGCAGACAGAGGCGUAGAAGCCGGACAUGUCGAUAUCAGCGAGGGCUUGCAGUGGAUUUCUAGACGUGGUGAUCGAAUACUGGCAGACAUGUCACAGCCACUCCCGCUUCGUGAGGGUGUUGCCGAUGCUGUGCUCUCAAUUAGCGCAGUACAGUGGUUGCUUGAGCCCCGGCCAGACCGGUCAGAGGCAGAGUCGCACUCAGCAGAGACACCUUCGGUGCCACAAAGGAAGCUCACCAAGCUGUUCACAUCUCUUCGCACGGUGACGGCAGACACUGCCAAAUUGGCAAUGCAGUUCUACCCACCCAAAGGAGGCCACGACUUCGGAGCCAGAGCUUUGCGAGACUCUGCAAGACAAGCUCAGUGGACCGACGUAGCAGUUCUUCUGGAUUUCCCUCACCAUCCGUCUUCAUUGGCGAAGAAGUGGUUUCUGACAGCAAGAUGUCGAGAUGGCGAUCGACAGACGAACCCACUGCAGCCAAGGUGGUGUGCUUUGUGCUGGCCAGUUGUGGUCGCUGGGUGUGUGUUGCAGAGCUCAUGUAGGCAAAGGCCAACUGGGAAGGUUCUUUGCGAUCGCGCAGAGCAGCAGCAUGCCGAACUGGCUCUGCGCUUGGUGAGGUGCGGGCGGCGACUACAAGCAAGUGAGGGGGCCGAGGGGGACGAUGCGGCGCGGAAGAUCCAAGAGCGGUUGCAGCAGCAGCUGCACCCGCUGCAGUUGGAGCUGGCUCGUGGCCUCUUCCAGGCACUCGAGGCAUGCAGGCAGCUCGAGGCGACGGAGACGGUCGCGGGAGUCGAGGCAGAGGCAGAAGAGGAUGAAGGCCGGAACUGCGCGCAACACGAGGCGAAGCGCGCCAAGGCCGGUCCUCAGACGAGGACGGAGCUGCGAAGCGCCGUCGUGCGCUGCUUGCCUCAGUUGUUACCUGUGCUCCAUUCGGCGCCGAGCCAAUGCUGGCAGCAACCUCCGCCACCGCUGGCGCAGGCACAGUCGUCGCAGGUGGAGGACCUUGCCCACGGCCUUUAA
Symbiodinium necroappetens is the source of this 2331-nucleotide messenger RNA. Lineage: Eukaryota; Dinophyceae; Suessiales; Symbiodiniaceae. The record is from the annotation of a GenBank genome assembly.